AUGGCAAGGAAGGUCGGGGUAGCAGGGCUGCUAGGGCUUCUGGUGGCGUCGGGAGGAAGUUGGGGAAGGACUGCAACAGAGGCUUCAUCGUCACUUCAUGCUCAUGAAGCUCACCAGCACCUUCAACGAUUGAGAGGGGGUGCCAUGCAGACUGGAGAUGCCGAGCGAAUGCUCAAAAAGAUGGACGCUGACUUUCACGCUCAUGUCAAGGCGCUUGAGAACGAGGACAAAGAAGCCGCUGCCAAACUUAACGAGAUUCAGAACAAGUUUGAGAAACGUAUUGAAGAGAUCGGGUUGAAAGGGCGAUUGCGUGAUCCUGGGAGGAAGCAGAAGAUUGUUGACAUAGGCGUUCCCGUUGACGAAGAAAUCUACGAGAUGCUCUUGGAAGAACCGCCGAUUUCACACACAAGACGAAACUAUACCGACGAAGAUCCUUUCAUCCAUCCUGAUGAAAAUGCAGAAAAGGAAUUUCUUGCAUAUUUGGAUAGGGCUGACGAUUUGGGAUCGCCUCCAAAUGCUUGGAUACGCCAUCACCGAUACCCCCGACUUUUCAGGUGUGAGAACAAGUUGGUUGCAUGCCCAUAUGGAAAUGUCGUCCUACCAAUCAAGACAGCACUGCCAUGGAAGACUAGAGCAACUCGUACCGGCAGGACUUUCUUGAAGAUGAAUUUCCGGCGAAAUGUGGACAAGCAGCUUAUCGCAGGAGAUUCCGCUGUAAGUUCAUGA
Guillardia theta CCMP2712 is the source of this 726-nucleotide messenger RNA. RefSeq lists its product as hypothetical. The record is from RefSeq and is a predicted model, not a curated record. The transcript has a single exon. Lineage: Eukaryota; Cryptophyceae; Pyrenomonadales; Geminigeraceae. Bases 1 to 726 code for a protein of 241 amino acids.